AUGGCGGUCAGAUCUCCCCUACUUGCUGCCGUUCUAGAAUUCUCGCCGUGUCUCAAUCAGACAUUACCAGAGAUUCCGGACGAAACCAAGAGAGACAAAAGACCAACCAGACCAUCCGAGCCAGCACGUCGUUGGGAGUUCAGCCACCGACAUGCAGGUAGUAUCUACUGGAGAUCUAAAGCUGAAGCCGCUGAACGACGAAUAGAACUGGUACCUAGGAGGGCCCCGAAAGAAGUCUCUCGCUUCGUGGGCCCUAAGACCGGAAAUGCAGUCACCCUGUCUGAGGCUGAUGUUUCUCAUUACACCUUUGCAUUUCUCACCACUCCCGUUAUCAUCUUUUUCGAAGUCGCGCUGUCACUGUCGGAGAAUCCCAAGACUGUCAAGCUCUGCCCAAUGCACGAGUUUAAUCUGUCAUCCCGCUCCCGCAUCGACAUGAGGCUGGCGUUCCAAGAAAGAGAGUCCUCGGCCAUACCAAGCGAUGAUGACGACAGUGAUGAUGACGACAGCGAUGAUGACAACGACAGCGAAGAAGAAGGAGAAGAAGAAGCAUCAGCCAACAGAAAGACACGUGAAGAUUCUCUAGGGCUCCUCGAGCUCAAAAAAGUGGGCCGUAUUGACGUCGCGUUGUUCAACGCAGCCAGCCAUGAUGCUCGGGCUGUGGAGGUGAUCGGUAGCGAAGCCGAUAUCCCACCAGAACGUCUCAGACAGUGGCCCAAGGAGAUCAAACAUCCCAGGUAUCUCCGGGAUCCUGACACCAUCCACAUAACGCAACAGUGCGAGAAGUACUCUGAGGAUUCGCCGCAUUGCCCCAUCGUAGUGCUUUUUGACUGGAGAACUAUGAUUAUCCUGGAAUUCAAAGACGUGGACGCGCCCAUUGCGGAGAGUCAGAGCGCCACGCACUCCCUGCGAAAGGAUCGCAAAGCUAACAUCCUUCCGACACCUAAAAUCACAAUUAUCGCAACCGAGAAGGGGGACGAAGACAAUGCUAGAAAGGCCAAGGGAGCCAUCACAUUCCGUCAGGCGUUGUUAGGAGUGCUUGUGAAGUGUGGCGAGUACUAUGGAAUCUGGUGA
Molecule: messenger RNA, 1071 nt
Organism: Pseudovirgaria hyperparasitica
Lineage: Eukaryota; Fungi; Ascomycota; Dothideomycetes; Acrospermales; Acrospermaceae
Exons: 2
Coding region: 1-1071 (356 amino acids)
Source: RefSeq, a predicted model, not a curated record